Mesoplodon densirostris (Blainville's beaked whale) is the source of this 2742-nucleotide messenger RNA. RefSeq names its product flotillin 2 (gene FLOT2). The transcript is spliced from 9 exons. Bases 446 to 1501 code for a protein of 351 amino acids. The record is from RefSeq and is a predicted model, not a curated record. Gene Ontology annotation, biological process: protein localization to plasma membrane; regulation of myoblast differentiation. Lineage: Eukaryota; Metazoa; Chordata; Mammalia; Artiodactyla; Ziphiidae. Gene Ontology annotation, cellular component: plasma membrane.
GCGUUAUCUUCCCAGCUCAGUGCCUGGCCAAGGGGCUUCCUGCUCUCCAGAAGUCCACACAGGGCAGGUUCAACCAUGUUCUAGGCCUGUGGUGAGGGGCUUGUCGGCUUAGUGCCUUGGGAAAGAAAGGCAGGAGGAUGCCCACCCUCGGUGGCGGACCCCGGACCUGUCUCCUGCCCUGUCCCGGCUCUCUUUCCUAGUCUGUCUGUCUGUCUGUACCCCUAUUGCUCAUUCUCCUUUUUGCAGAGACCUGCAGGCUGAGGGGCAGAGAGUGGCCUGGAGGGGUAGUGGGGAGCCCCAUACGCCCAGGAGAGAGGCCAUGGCAGGGCCUGGGGCUGCCAGUGAAGAUGAAGUUUCUCAGUAGGAGUUCCUCGUGUCUUCUCCCCACUGGAGGCCUCAGACAGACUCCACCCCCUCCCAGCCCCUAGGCCUCCAGGUGAAGAUCAUGACCGAGAGGGAGCUCCUGGCCGUGGCCUGCGAGCAGUUCCUGGGCAAGAGCGUGCAGGACAUCAAGAACGUAGUCCUGCAGACCCUGGAGGGGCACCUGCGCUCCAUCCUCGGGACCCUGACAGUGGAGCAGAUUUAUCAGGACCGGGACCAGUUUGCCAAGCUGGUGCGGGAGGUGGCAGCCCCCGACGUCGGCCGCAUGGGCAUCGAGAUCCUCAGCUUCACCAUCAAGGACGUGUAUGACAAAGUGGACUAUCUGAGCUCCCUGGGCAAGACGCAGACCGCUGUGGUGCAGAGAGAUGCCGACAUCGGAGUGGCCGAGGCUGAGAGGGAUGCAGGCAUCCGGGAAGCCGAGUGCAAGAAGGAGAUGCUGGACGUGAAGUUCAUGGCAGACACCAAGAUCGCUGACUCCAAGCGAGCCUUCGAGCUGCAAAAGUCAGCCUUCAGUGAGGAGGUCAACAUCAAGACGGCUGAGGCCCAGCUGGCUUACGAGCUACAAGGGGCCCGUGAGCAGCAGAAGAUCCGGCAGGAAGAGAUUGAGAUAGAGGUCGUGCAGCGCAAGAAGCAGAUCGCAGUGGAGGCGCAGGAGAUCCUGCGCACAGACAAGGAGCUCAUAGCCACAGUGCGCUGCCCUGCCGAGGCCGAGGCCCACCGCAUACAGCAGAUCGCCGAGGGCGAGAAGGUGAAGCAGGUCCUCUUGGCACAGGCAGAGGCUGAGAAGAUCCGCAGAAUCGGGGAGGCGGAGGCAGCCGUCAUCGAGGCGAUGGGCAAGGCAGAGGCUGAGCGGAUGAAACUCAAGGCUGAGGCCUACCAGAAAUACGGGGACGCAGCCAAGAUGGCCUUGGUGCUGGAGGCCCUGCCCCGGAUUGCUGCCAAAAUCUCCGCCCCCCUGACCAAAGUCGAUGAGAUUGUGGUCCUCAGUGGGGACAACAGCAAGGUGACCUCAGAGGUGAACCGACUGCUGGCCGAGCUGCCUGCCUCUGUGCAUGCCCUCACGGGCGUGGACCUGUCUAAGAUACCACUGAUCAAGAAGGCCACUGGUGCACAGGUGUGAGGUCCCGAAGGCUCACACGUUCAGCAGCCACCGCCCCCUCUUCAGCACCCGUUUUAGUACCACAGGGACAACGGGAACGUUACUGACCCUGGUGCCUUAUUUUGUAGGGACCAGGAGUGCUGCGUGUUCGGGCCUCUGGCUGUCUUCCCUUCUCCCCUGUCCUCCUGUCCUCUACCCCACACCCUCAUUUUCACUGCCACAUUUGUCUGGUUUGUCUCUUCCGCCCUUAUCUCCCUGUACGUUUCUUCCUUUGUCUGUCUGUCUUUUUCUCUCCCCUCUCCUGCCAUCCUCUACACACGUCAUGUAGUUUAAGCUGAAGAUGUUGAGUAUAGUCACUGUCUGUCUGCUGGGGGGCGGCCCUGCUGCUCCUCAGAAUCCUGGUGCCUUGAAGUUUUCUGUGCAGCUGUCCAUUUCCCCUGUGGCCCCAGCCAGAGCUUCAGCAUGGGUGCAGGGAUUCUGGGUAGGACCGCCACCCUGCCCUCUCCUCUCCUGGCCUGGUCCCUGCCCCCAGGCAGCCCCCAGCCUCGCACACUCUGGCCCUUCUCGGCCCAGGUUAUCUGUGGCUGCAGGCCCAGGGCCAGCGCCAUUCACUAACCCUGUGCCCAGCCCCAGGCCUGCUCUCAUACCUUACCUCUUUCUCCCCCGCCCAGGGGCACGGAGGGAAGGCCUCCUGUGUAGAGCAGCUCCCUCAGUUUACUACUGCCUUAGGAGGCCCCUGCUUGUGCUCAGGGAAGUCCCCUUCAUGGACAUGUCCCUACUAGGUGGAGUGGGGCUUGGUCCCAACUCUGCUAAGCCCUUCUGGGAUCAGGAUCUAGCCCUUCUGGAGACUAGAAAGUGUAGAGACCCUCUUCCUACUAGGGCUGUACUGUCCUGGGUGUCGGGCUGGGCCCUUCCAGUGGGCAAAGCUAUGCCACCCUAUACAGAAUCCAGUGCUGUAGACUGGCCAGACUCCACACCCCUUGUGCCAGCUUUCUUCCUGGCCAGAGUGAUUAGGUUCCAGCCAUGGGGAAGCAGCCCAGUCCUCUGUGUCCUUGCUCCAGUGGAGGCAGAGGAGCCCAGGACCCAAGCAUUCUGGCAGGGGUGCUGUGGGUGUCCUGUGGUCCCAGUCCCCCACCCCUUGCCCUGCCCCAGCCUGUGUAGCUGUUCCUGCAUGUGGAUGCUGCAUGUGUGGUCUGGGGCUUGGAUGCUGCACUGCCCCGCUGCCUGUCCCUUCUGGUAAAAUAAAGAUCUGGUUAUGCCCA